UAGAUGUAGCGAAAGCGGCCCGAUCUCAUUUGUGACAGCCGCUCCCUCCUCCAUCCUCAGGCCGAGGAAAGCCGAACACACUGCGCUCAAUCUGAGACACGAACAUUGAAGCGUCCACAAGACAAGAGCGGGUUUUUGUUCGUUUGUUUGUUCGUUUGUUUGCCGUGUUCGCGUCGAUCGGAGAGAUCAGAGAGCAGGAGGGUGGAGGACCGCCGCUGUCAUGAUUUCAUAGACGCCGCUGAUUUAAACAGACAGGAGGAAAAGGGGCGAUUUUCUUGAUCAAGACAACGCGGAUAAAUCACGGAUCGAAGGAAGUGGGAAUAUAAACGCGCGGUGGACGAUGGACGUGAAUUCACUGUCAAACCACGGUGUCAUGUCAGGAACCAGGAAGAGAAACCAGCAGAGUGGAUGCUGCUGCUGCUGAUGAUGCUGCUGCUGCUGCUGCCUCCUCCAGUCAACUGCAUUAUCAGCAAAAACUGUGGCCUGCUUUCAUUUCAUCUGAUACUGAGCAGUAUCGCUGACUUUUAACGGAAAUAUUCUUUAUUAGUACUUUUUUGGUUGUUUUUGUGCUCAAAUCCUGGCAGAAAAUCCUCUUUUUUCGUGGGAAAAUCUUUUAUGUGGAUAAAAUAAUUUCCUGAAACGACAUUUUUUUUGUAAAUGAUAAAGAAAAAGAUUGUUUAGGAACAGUAACCUCCGUGUGGAUAAGGCCCAAAGCUGCAGUCGGCACGGAAACCAGAACUGGAAAAUUAGCAGUUUGUCUGAGUUUCAUCAGCAAAUCUUUUAUAAACUAACUAACUAUAGAUAGUUUGGGAUUGCAGCUUUCUGUCUUGUGCUCCUCUCAUCAGCCAAACAUGGAGAAACACAACAAAGGAACCAAGGAAAUCUCUGGAAUUCUGCUGAUACUGAUACAUGUCCGACUCUAGUUGAGACUCCUUAGGUUUCUUUGCAGUGUAGGCAGUUGUUGCUGAUACUGGAGUAGCAUUCUUUCCACCUGUGUGCAGAGUAAGUGCUGGUGAUGCCACAGAUUUAGUUGUGAGGCUAUAAACAUAGUCCAGAGGAGGUGCCAGGAGUGUUCUCUCUCUUUUAGAUCACUAGUUUUACGUUAUACUAAAAGGCUAUAAUGGCCCACUGAACCUUUACAAUUACUCUGCACGACCUAAAGAAACCCUCACAUCUUUCUGACUUGACUCUUUUGUGAUGCUGGAUGUGGUGAAGAUGAAGGAGGUGUGCAGGAUCUGUGCUCGUGAGCUCUGUGGCAACCAACGCCGAUGGAUUUUCCACCCAACGGCCAAGCUCAACUUGCAGGUGCUGCUUUCCCACGCUCUGGGCUGUGAAUUGACUCGGGACGGCCGCGGGGAGUUUGCCUGCUCCAAGUGCACCUUCAUGCUGGACCGCAUGUACCGCUUCGACACAGUGAUAGCCCGAGUAGAGGUCCUGUCUCUGGAGCGGCUCCACAAGUUGCUGCUGGAGAAAGAUCGACUGAGGCAGUGCAUUGGAGGACUGUACUGGAAGAACAACGUAGUGGGUGGGGAUGUAUCUCUGGCUGGGCCUGGAGUGGGGGUCGCUGUGACUCAGGUGGAGUCUGAAGACUCACCUGUGGUUGAUUUAUCAGCCCUCCAGGAUGCAAGAUAUUCUGAUAUGAUCCAGGAUGAUCUAGCUUUUUCCGUGUUUGAGUCAUGGGCUGAUAAAGACGAAGACUCUCUCCUGGACAACCAGCACCACCAUCUCCACCACUGCACAGGUGGAGACUCCCUGUCUGGCCAGAAGCAGAGGCGUUGCAGAGGUUGUGCGAUGCUCCGUGUAGCAGAUUCUGACUAUGAGGCCGUUUGUAAGGUGCCUCGCAAGUUUGGUCAAAGGAGCACAUCCUGUGGACCAGCUACCCGCUACUCAACAACUCAGGGAGUUGAGGAGCCAACUAAAGCCUCUGAAACUACAACCUUGGCCUUUGAUUCUCCUUCAUCUGGUUUGGACACUGAUAGCACUUUGUUCAACCAAAUGAGUCCCAGUCCAGUGUCUUCUGUGGAAUCUCUGGACACUGCCGUGGACGUCAGUUGCUCUCCUGCAUAUAACAAAGUGAGGGAAGAAUCAGAAACAGACAGUGCUCCAGCAAGAAGGGACACUCAUUUGGAAAGUGCCCCAAGUGAGAGCUCCCUCUCUGGGCUUGAGGUGAUGCUGAGGCUCCUGAGGAACUGGAAGUACCAGCCACUGAAGCCUCAAAGGGGCAGCAAACUCCCAGUUCUGGUCAAAGCCAAAUUGGAGCAAGGCAUUUCCCGGCAUCUGUCCAUCUCGUUGAGGUCAUCCUGUGGAGGGGUGGUGGACAGUGAGCUGUACUCUCUUCUGUCUAUACCAGAGGUUGUGACCCCAUGUCCCCAGCAGGACCUGCAGACUGAGCUGGCAGAGAUGGAGGACCAGUGGCUGGAUGAUUAUGUUCAAUGUGGGCCAUUCCGCUUUCAGCAGAGGCUCAUUUAUGAGCAGACGGGUCAGCUGGGUCACGAUGAGAGCACCGCAGGUCAGUGUAUGGGUAACCUGCAGAAGGCCCAGCAACAGGUCCACUCCCUGCAGGCCAAGAUCAGAGAGAGUGACAGCAGGAACCAGAAGCUGCAGGAACGUCUCAGUGACAUGGAGCUGGAACUGCGUUUGGCCCAAGAUGAAGCCCAGCAACAGGAGCGAAACAUCCAGAACAUCAGUGAUAUCGCCAGUUCAAAGGAGGCAGAGGCUGCAGAUCUUCACAGGGUGAUUGGGGAGCAGAAUACGAUGCUGUGUUCUCUCAAAGAGCUCACCAACCUGCAACAGCUCCAGGCGUCAGGGGCAGAAAGUGUUCAAGGUCAGAGUGAGCUGCUGGCUCUGCAGGUCUCUCUCUUCCAAGCUCAGCUGGAGCUGCAGGCCCAGGACCGGGCACAGCGGCAGGCAGCAAGAACACAGGAAGACCUUAGCCAAGCCCUGCAGAGGCUGGACAAUGACCUGCAGGGGGCGCUGCAGCACAGGAGGGAGACAGAGAAGCAUAACCAGGAGCUGCAGUUGGCUCUGGAGAAGGCUCGACUGGUCCUGCAGGAGAAAGAGGAACAGCUGAGAGAGGCUCAGCAAGAGAGACGGAGGGAGGAGGAGGAGAGAGAGAAGAGCAUCAGAGAGCUGAGGACGUCUCUGCAGACCAAAGAACAGCUGCUGGAGGAUUACGAUGAGCUCCUGGAGGAGCAGCAGAGGGAGAAAAGAGACUUCCUGCUUCAGAAACUCCACCAGCGCAUCAGGGAGCGCGAUCGAGCUCUGGAGCGAGCAGUGGAUGAGAAGUUCCUCUGUGUGGAGGAGAAAGAGGAGGAAGCUCGACGGCUUCAGCUGCUGCUCCGAGAGAAGGAGAGAGAUCUGGAGAGACAGCGCUGUGUCCUGCUCAACAACGAGGAGACCAUCACUAGCCUGGAGCUGCUGCUGCGCGGUAAAGCUGCAGAGCUGGAGCAGAUGAGCGACGCCUGGAGGAACGUUCAGCGGCAGCAGCAGCACAGUGAAGGGAGACAGAGCCAUGCCCUGAGGGAGAGAGACACUAUCAUCGGCCAGCUGCAGGAGGCGCUGCACACCAGCACUCAGGAGGCACAGGAUCUGCGCUGCUCUUUGUUGGCUCAGAUCCACUCAGCUCCGGGCAAUGUUCUGGAGGAGUUGAAGGGCCGCCUCCAGCUCAAAGACCGCCUCUUCCAAGAGGUACUUGCUGACCGAACUCGUCAGGCCCAGGAGCACCAGGAUCAGGUCCAGAGUCUGCUCACUGCCCUCAGCUCCAGGGACCAGUACAUUCAGGCGUGUGGAAAGCAGCUGGGUGAGGUGAUGACAGAGCAGACGUCCAGGAUCCAGGAGCUCCGCAGACAGCUGAGCUCAGGUCUGGGGUCGAGUACCGACCCUGGAACAGACUUGGCCGUGGAGCUCCAGGUUGUGCAGGAGGAGCUGUGUGUGGCUCUGAGGAGGGAGAAGGAGAACCAGGAGCUGAGCCGGAGUCAGGCUGACCAACUGGACUCCCUCAGCAGGAAGCUGCAAGUCAAGGACGUGGUCAUUAGGGACUUCCAGAGGCAGCUGGUGGAUCCUUCAGACCUCCCACUGGUGGAGCGACUGACCCAGGAGGUUCAGGAGCUGAGGGAGAGCCUGGUACAGCAGGAUGGUGGCCUCCCAGCCGCAGGCCCUGACCUCUUGGGCCGUAACCGGCUCAAUGGCAGGCAGCCUGAGUUUGGAGAACCCAGUUCAGAGGACGAGGCAUAUGAUGAUCUGUCACUGACCGACACCAAGAGCUGUACACGUCCAGGAACUGCUGCAGCACAGGAUGUGUUAUUUGAAAGCCAAGGUCUGUUGGAGGUCAAGGAGUUGGUGGAGCAGAAAAGGGCAGUGGAAAGAGAGCUGAAUGAGCUGAAGCUUCAGCUGGAGAAGAGCGGCUUCUCCUCACUUUCACAGAUGAGGAAAGCUCUGUUCAGCCUCCAAGCAGAGAAGGAAGAAUUAAAGCGUCAGCUGACUGAAGGCCUGCAGGCCAACAGGAAACAUACCGAUGACCGGCAGGUUUUGGAACGAGAGAACCACGAAGAGAAAGAGGAGGAGCUGGAUGUGACCAUCGAAGGCUCAGAGAUGUGGGAGGCCUGGGACAGUGAGCUGCCCGAGCCACACUCCAACAUCCAGAGCAGUGAGGAGCAGCGGAGCAGACCCCAGUCACUGCAGCAACUCACCACCUCCUCACAGGCUGCUGAGCGGGACAGUGAGUCUGCGUCUCAUGGUCGUCUGCAGCAGAAGAGCACAGAGCUGAAGGAGAGGCUGACAGUACAGGCUCAGACCGAGCAGCUCAACACUACAGCGGGGGCGACGGUGCAGCGGAACAGUAAGCUGAUCCAGGUUGACCUGCAGGACCCGGGCUAUGAAACCUGCGGCCGCAGCGAGAACGAGGCUGAGAGGGAGGACACCAGCAGUCCAGAGUUUGAUGAUCUGGAGAUGUGCACAUCUCUUGACUGUGGCUCUCAGUGGUGGCCUGCUAACAACAACAGCAGCAGCGCUCCUUUUACAAAAGCCACUACCCACGGCUCUGGUGAUGGAGAUGAGGUGUCAUCUCUCCAGCGCCUUGUCGAGGACCUUCGCUCACAGCUGUCCCGCUCUCAGGGAGUCAUCCGGGGCCUCCAGGGCCGCCUGGCCUCCCUCUCCACCUGCAGUGACUAUGGAAACUCCACCACGCCUCGCAAAGUCAACUGGUGCAUCCAGAACUCACCCGCGCAGAGCGGCACAGAAGACGAUGAGGGCUGGCAGUCCUCAGACGGGGGUCUACUGGCUUCACCUCAUCACCCUCACUCAGACAAGGGCCUCCAGGAGCUGGUGUCCCGGGUGGAUGCUCUGGAGAACCAGCUGAGGAGAGGAGGGAAGAAGUCUGUGGACCAGGAUGGAAUAUCUGCUAAAGGUCCAGGAAAAUUCGACACUCUGAUCCAGGCUCAGGCCAGAGAGCUGUCUCACCUCCGUCAGCGGCUGAGGGAGGGUCGCAGCGUCUGUAACAUCCUCACCCAGCACCUCGGAGACACCACCAAGGCCUUCGAGGAGCUGCUGAGGGCCAACGACAUCGACUACUACAUGGGUCAGAGCUUCAGGGAGCAGCUGUCUCAGAGCAGCUCUCUGGCACAGAGAGUCGGCGCAAAGAUCAACGGACGAGAUCACCCUGAAGAUCCAGAUGAGAAGACAGAGCUGCUCGCCAUCCGGCUCAGUAAGGAGCUGCAGCAAAAGGACAAAGUCAUCGAGUCUCUCCGCGCCACACUACACCAGCAUCAUCAUCAUCAUCGUCCUCCGUCUCAUGGUUCUGACACGCCCUGCAGCAGCCACGCCCUCUCCGAUGUCACGGACCAAUCCGAUCGCAUCUCCUACGUGUCCGACGACCGUGGAUCGACAAACGACGACGUGGAGGUUCGCUCCAACGCGGACAUCGUCCACGGGCUCAGCCGGGAGGAAAUACCGACUUCUGCCCGAGGCAGCUCAGACUGCCACUCUCACCACAGUAGCACCACAUCACACCAUCAUCCAUCUGCCCCUCCAUCCAUCGCCUCAUCCCACAGAACCCAGUCCUGCCUCAGCUGUCCCAGCAUGCAUUGCCCCAGCUCUCCACACACAACUGCUGACAUGAAGAGUAAGACAGCUCCUGCUUCAGUCUUCACCUCUGCCCCCUCGUUCCCUCCUCCCUCCUCCACUGCACAAACUGCAUCCUUGCCCUUCCAUUCCCACCCAGCCACCAUGCGAACCCGUUACCAAGGCAGCGGCACGGGAGCAGGUUUCUCCUUAGCUGAGGUGCAACAGGAGCUGCAGAUGUUACAGAGGCAGCUGGGAGACAGUGAGAGGUUCUCCACCCCCCAGUCCAAACCGCUCCACGGUUUCCCGUUCACCCACCAGCAGUCCGACCCCUCUGCCUUCGUGCCACUCUCCUUCCAUGGAUACCAGCCUUCUCCUUUCACAAGCAAUCUGGAUGCCAGCUUUGCCAUGAAAGCCGGGGCCAGCCUGCUGGAGAGCAGUGCAUUGUGGGAUAAGACCUACGGGCUCCGACCAUCGCGACUCGGAGCCGACCUGUCGUCAGGAUCAUCGGGGUACCAGUCGGGCACCAGCCACACAGGUUCAGACCUGAUGAAAGAGCAUCUGAGGGAGGUGAGGACUCUGAGGCAGAGACUGGAGGACUCCAUCCAGACCAACGACCGCCUCCGGCAGCAGCUGGAGGACAGACUGGUCCACACUGCCGCUGAGAAAGGUGCUCCGACCAACAUCUACAUCCAGGGUCUGGACUCCGUUGGUCAGCUCUCCUCUGAGAUCAGACUCCUGAAAGAGGAGAACGUCAGACUGCAGGAGCAGCUGAAGCAGGCCACUGCCGAGGGCGGUAAGGAGGUGGAUCAGCUGAAAGAAGCCGUGCUCCAGGAGCAGAGCAGGUUGAAGGAGGCAGAGCUUGAGGUGGAGCGAUGGGCGGAGCAAAGCAGGAAGUUGCGAGCCGAGGCUGAAUCUCACGACCAGGAGAUAACACAACUGAAACAGGAGCAACGAAGCAGCAAAGAAACCAUCAACAGACUCCAGCAGCAGCUGAGUGAGAACCACAGCCUCGUCCACUCUCUUCAGUGUCAGCUGCACACGCGCCGCAGGGAGGGCGGAGUCACCACCAGCACACAUUUGGGUCAGGUCAGUGACAGAGUCCAGUCAGGACACAGUGGUGUCACCUUUGACCUGGGUGGAUGGCCUCAAGCCAAGAGGCAACUCUUUAACGAUAACGCUCUAUCUCCUCCUGUAAGAAACGCCUCCUCUCCUCUGCAUCCUGUCCACAAACAAACAGGAGAGACUGGAGCUGAAGAUCAUGCCUCUACCCUUCAGCACCAAGUAGCAGGUGUUUCUUCUACCAGCCAUCAUGGCUGUCAUGCAGUGGGCCACAUUGAUGACUUUAAUGCCCUGCAGCAGCAGAUCCUGGAGGGCAGCACCUUGCUCUGCAAGAUGAAGGCCGCCCUAUCUACUUCCUCUGUGCUGCAGGAGUUCAGCCUUCAUCAGCCUUCAGACUCAAUGGAGACGCUGCUGUUGGACACUGAAACCCUGCAACAGAUCCUGGAGGAGGUGGACUCUCUGCUGCAGAUGUUCUGGAGAGCAGCUCUGCCAAACGCUGAGGAAACCAAAGAGGAUCAGUCUUUGACAGAGGAAGUGGCUUCUCUCCGUCUGAGGCUCUCAGAGCAAGAGCAGGCUCUAAAGGACGCCAUGGAGAGCCUGAGGAGCUCCAACCGCACCAAAGACAGCAUGGAGCACUUUAUAGUCAGCCAACUGUCGAGGACACGGGACGUCUUGAGGAAAGCCAAGACAAACUUACAGGAGAACCGGCUGAGGAUUUCUUCCCUUCGCCAAGCCUCUUUCGCAAAUCCUCCCCCCUCCCCCUCUUCCAUUUUCCCCUCCUCUUCUUCCUCCUCUUCCUCACGCCCCUGGCCUGUUAAAGGUGAAAACACAAGAGGCUUCUGUGAGCUCGCCUUCUCUCCUGGUUGGAGUGUCCUGAUGAAGCCCCAAACCUCCACCUCCAUCCUCUCGUCCUCCUCUGCUGUAGUGGGACCUGCUUGUCACCAGCGCCCCCUGCAGGCAGCCUUUCUGUAGCGCACCAGCCUGUCGUCACCUCAUCAGACACUCAGAGAGAAUCCUGGCUCUCUGACUGACUGGAGAAACAUUUCAUUUCAUUUCAAUGAUGGACUGUAUAUGAAUGGAUGCUUGUGUUGUGUUAGAUUUCUGCUUUGGUUUUAAUAAGCUACGUCGUAAUGGGACAAGAACACGUGUGUGACGAGUCACGUCACACAAUCCAGUAUUUAAUAGAUGUUUAAUUUGAUUUAAUAGACAAUUAAAGGUCCAGUAUGCAACAUUUGUGCCUUAGCCACAAGAUGUCAGGAAACAAAUAUAGUAUUGAUGUGAUGUUCCACUCCUUCUUUUUGUGUUUUUAUGCCCUUUAUACUCAUAUAUAUACACGAUUACAUGUCUACCAGGUACCAUUGGAACACAACAGUCAACAAAGGAACAGUAACGAGCUGUGAAGACCAAAUGCUCUGUAAUGUAUCUCGGGCUAGCCAUUGUUAGCAUUAUCAGUUGACAACAAAGCUCUACGCAGUGUUUGGUGAAAGUUUGUGAUAGAAUUUAAAAAAAUAAAAGAGCACCAUAUGUGCGACUGAUUGACAGUGGAACAAACACUACAGGAGCGCUAUUAAAGGUAAAAGAAGCAGUGUUUUCCUCCUGGACUUCGUAAUCCCCUUUGUUUUUGGUGUGUUUAACGGCUACAAAUAUUGGCUCUCAAGUGUUGCAUAUUGGACCUUUAAAUAUCACAAAACAAUAGUAAAUAUCGCACAAGUGCAGCAGACUUUGUGUGUGUUUGCAGACGCGAUGACAUUUACAAGAUUUCUUGAAUGCAUCUUGAAGCUGCUCCGCUAAGAUCAACACUGUGAACCCUGCGUCACUGUCACCCUUACCGUAGCAUUUUGUCUAGAAAUGCCCAGCCCUCGUGGUGUCAUCGUUAACAGAGUGAGUAUAGGUGUGAUACAAGUUUUCAUUGAGGCAUCAACUGAAAUGUUGUCCUUAUUUAUUUAUUAUUCUGAGACCAGUUUGGCUGACGGUGGCAUAAACUGGGUGUAAUGCAGUGUUCGGAGUUGAUGGAAAUCUUUCCGCAGGGAUUUAAUGACGACAGGAACAAGGAGGCUUCACAUGAGCCAAAGCCACAUUUUUCAAGUGCUUCCUCUGAGCUUCUGUUGAAGCUUGUAUUUGUAGUUGGGGUGGUUUGAGCAGCUUGUAGGAACAAAGCCAUACUCUCAUGAUGGUGCAGCAGAUACUGUAGGCUUCUGCUUUGUCCUCAUUGUAUUUAUAUCAAGAUAUACUACUGAUAAAAUGGAAAAAGUCGCACACAUAUUACACAGGUAGCGUUUUGCAUUUUCUGUUUAACAAUACACCAUAAUAGAAUUUACACAUGCAACUACAAAAUGAUGCAGUUUAUUAUGUUUUAAAAAUGGUCCAACCCAGUUUUGGAAAACCCGCUGGUAAAGCUGCAGCAUCUUAUUAGCCCAGUGUUAAUUACACUGUAGUCAUCAAUCUGCUUAGGAGUGUGUUUUUGUACAAAAUCCCCCAAAACUGUGCAGCUUCAACCAAUCAAAAACAAAAUCAGGAAAGGAAAACCUUCGUUUUUCGUCUCCAAACUGGUGACGCUCAUUGUGCAUACUAGCUUUUCUGAAAUAUUUCUUACUUUCUUUCAUUUUGACUUGAUUUCUGUGUAGCAGUUUUAUUCUGUGCAUGAACAGUUGCUUCACUGACCUCUGAAACGUUAAUGGAAAUAUGCAAAUUAGGGAUUACUGUGCAAUACCAGCCUUUGUGUGUCCUUUCGUGUUGCCGUAUUAGUCCUGGGUUUCAAAGUGCCAUGUCGUCGGAUUUAUUCUUUGGAUGAAUACGUUCAGUGAAGCAGUUUAAUGGCUUAAUAUCAACCACAGUGUUAUGUAUUCUUUGGCAAAGUAACAGCAGAAAAUGAAUAAUAAUGAAUUUGUGUUUUUUAGCAAUAAGAUCAACCAAAGUGGACAACCUAUGUUGUCAAAUCAGGUGUAAAAAUCUUAAAAUAUUAUUUUGUGUGAUUUCUCAUGGGUGAUUUUAUUGUGGUUUUAGGAGCCACAACUCUUGUGUAAAUAUUUAAGGGGGUGUGUUUAUCAAUUUAAGAUAUUUUAUUAUUUUGCUGCUGUGAGAGAAGAUGCGACCUUUGGAUAAAGACCAGAUGCAUUUUUAAGCAUGUUCUCUUUAUUAAAACUCAUUUUGAUUAAAAGGAUUUUAAAAAAAGGACCUUUUCAAUAAAAGGCACAAGGAACAAAACAACUU
Molecule: messenger RNA, 10329 nt
Organism: Solea solea (common sole)
Lineage: Eukaryota; Metazoa; Chordata; Actinopteri; Pleuronectiformes; Soleidae
Gene: pde4dip
Product: phosphodiesterase 4D interacting protein
Exons: 36
Coding region: 1198-8091 (2297 amino acids)
Cellular component (GO): microtubule organizing center; nucleus
Molecular function (GO): zinc ion binding
Source: RefSeq, a predicted model, not a curated record